Molecule: messenger RNA, 1318 nt
Organism: Nannospalax galili (Upper Galilee mountains blind mole rat)
Lineage: Eukaryota; Metazoa; Chordata; Mammalia; Rodentia; Spalacidae
Gene: Urod
Product: uroporphyrinogen decarboxylase
Exons: 10
Coding region: 107-1111 (334 amino acids)
Biological process (GO): heme biosynthetic process
Cellular component (GO): cytosol
Molecular function (GO): uroporphyrinogen decarboxylase activity
Source: RefSeq, a predicted model, not a curated record
UUCAACAAGGUGACGCCGCGGGUUCUCUUCAGGAAGGGGCGGAGCGUGGGUAGGGGCAGGCUCAGGUUCUUAUGAAAGUGGUGACUGCCUGGAGUUACUGUUUACCAUGGAGGCGAACGGGCUGGUACUCCAGAGUUUUCCGGAGCUGAAGAAUGACACGUUCCUGCGAGCCGCUUGGGGAGAGGAAACAGACUACACUCCCGUUUGGUGCAUGAGACAGGCAGGCCGCUACUUACCAGAGUUUAGGGAAACCAGGGCUGCCCAGGACUUUUUCAGCACUUGCCGCUCUCCUGAGGCCUGCUGUGAACUGACUCUGCAGCCACUGAGACGCUUCCCUCUGGAUGCUGCCAUCAUCUUCUCUGACAUCCUUGUUGUACCCCAGGCACUGGGCAUGGAGGUGACCAUGGUACCUGGCAAAGGACCCAGCUUCUCAGAGCCAUUAAGAGAAGAGCGGGACCUAGAACGUCUACGGGAUCCAGAAGUAGUGGUUUCAGAGUUGGGCUAUGUGUUCCAGGCCAUCACCCUUACCCGACAACAGCUGGCUGGGCGUGUGCCACUGAUUGGUUUUGCUGGUGCUCCGUGGACCCUGAUGACAUAUAUGGUUGAGGGUGGCAGCUCAAGCACCAUGGCUCAGGCCAAGCGAUGGCUCUACCAAAGGCCUCAGGCUAGUCACAAGCUGCUUCGCAUUCUCACUGAUGCUCUGGUCCCCUAUCUAGUAGGACAAGUGGCUGCUGGUGCCCAGGCAUUGCAGCUCUUUGAGUCCCAUGCUGGGCAUCUUGGCUCAGAGCUCUUCAGCAAGUUUGCACUGCCCUACAUCCAUGAUGUGGCCAAGCGAGUAAAGGCCGGGCUGCAGAAGGCAGGCCUGGCACCCGUGCCUAUGAUCAUUUUUGCUAAGGAUGGACAUUUUGCUCUAGAAGAGCUGGCCCAGGCUGGCUAUGAGGUGGUUGGGCUUGACUGGACAGUGGCUCCAAAGAAAGCCCGGGAGCUUGUGGGGAAGACGGUGACCUUGCAGGGCAACCUGGAUCCCUGUGCCUUGUAUGCAUCUGAGGGACAGUGCCCUCUUGGUCUUCCAGGAGGAGAUUGGUCGGUUGGUGCAGCAGAUGCUGGAUGACUUUGGGCCCCAACGCUACAUUGCCAACCUAGGCCAUGGGCUUUACCCUGACAUGGACCCAGAACAUGUAGGAGCCUUUGUGGAUGCUGUGCACAAACAUUCACGUCUGCUUCGACAGAAUUAAGUAUAUGCCUUUUCGCUCAAAUAUCACUAAUACAGAUUGUUUCCAGGAGAAUAAAAUUUCCAGGGUUAAAGUCUAGAAUGUUA